GUGUAAACUAGAGAAGUCGGCGGGCAUGGGUCGCGGCGGUGGAAAGCCUGGUGCUCGGGGCGCACAUGCUGGACGAAAACAGACAUGGCAGGAAUGGAUAGAUGACUACGAGGCGGCGAGCGAAUGCAUUUUUAAGCACGAUGUUGAAGCGACAGUCAUUGAAGCCGGUGGGCUUGCCCGUAUCUCAAGUUUUCUGCCGGAGUUUGUCGCUGAGGGCAUUCUGACUGUCCUCAAAUCAAUACCAGACUCCAAGUGGAAUGAAACCGCCGCGAGAGAGGACUACCGGCAAAACAACAUCUCGCACUCCUUCUCCUCCGUCAAGCAGGCUAACGGGCUGGAUGCAGUCAUCCGCCUUUUCACGUUGGUCCGGCCGGAAGCAUUGCACGCCUUCUCCGCCGCCAAGUACUGCAAGCGCGACCACAUCGCGCCGCACGACGACCGGGCGUACACGCAGGUGCGUCUGGACAGCGGACGCAUCAUCACCACCUCGCGCGACCUGGCAGUCAUUUACUACCUCACAAAGGACUGGAAGGAGGAGUACGGCGGCGUGCUGGUGGACCUGGAGGAUACCGCCGCAGGGCCCUCCGGCCGGCGCUACGUGCCGCAGUGGAACAGUGUGGUGGCGUUCAAGGUGCCGCGCUAUCACGCCGUCACUGCGCUCACCACCGACCGGCCGCGGUACUCGAUCUUCGGCUGGUUCCUGCUGCCGGGCAAGCGCUACCCGCUGUUCACGGGGGACGACCUGGAGCAGCACAAGCAGCGCACGCUGAGGGCCAAGCACGGACAGCAGCCGGAGCAGGAGCCCGAGGAAGAGGGCGGCGAGGACGAGGAGGAGGACAAGGACGAGGAGGGUGAGGAGGGUGAGGGGUUGGCAGCGGAGGAAGGUGCGGAGGAGGUGCAGGCAGCGCCGCGCAGCCAUGCAGGCGCCGCCGGCUCACGCGGGCGGAUAGAGCAGCCAGCCCCCAAGCGCCACCGUGGCGCGGAGGCAGGCGCGGCUUCGUCACAUCAGGGGCACAGCGAGCGGCGCACAGAAGACGCUGGAGCGGUGGUUGGCGGUGCGUCCGCGGCGAUGGCCAUGGGCUCUGGCCAAGUAGGGAGCCGCGGCGGCGCGGUGCGUUCGAUCGUCAGGCUGCCGGGGAGAUGGCAAGGCCGCCGCAAGCAUGCGUGCAUCUAGCCAACACCGCGGCGGCAGCUCUGGGCUGCAGCAACUUUGGGCAGCAGGUCAUCGUGCAGCGGCAGCACGGCAUCUUCGAAUCCGCCAACGCCGCAGCAGGGGGUGGCAGGGGCGGCGGGCAGUGUGAAGGGCGCCACUAAACGUGGCCUGCAGUGCAGACAGGCUGCCGUGUCGGCAGGUGCCCGAGAGGUAGGGCCCGUUCCGGGUGGUCUUUGGAUGCCGUGUGGGAAGACGGUAGUCGACAAGUGGGUAACCGACAGGUGUGGCUGGGUGUCCUCCUUUCACAGCUGCAGAAAUGUCCGUUAUCACCGAUGUGUCCUUGUCGCAACGGUGCGCAGGGAAUGGCAAAGUUUGGGGAGAUGUGUGCGCCAAACGAGGACUGAGUGGGGGAGUGUUGUUGGGCCUAAGCUUGGAGUCAGCAGGCUUUUUGAGAGACGACAGCUUCCAGUGGAUAUGUUCGCAAUGAUAUGGCGUGUACAGAACACGGCGCAUGUGGGUGACGGUGGGCAGAAAGUGGACUGGGCAGGGUAGUACAGACUGAACUGGGUAGUAGCGUGGAUUCGGCAGGGCAGUGUGGACUCGGCAGCAUGUGUGCAUGUAAUGCGAACUACGAAGGCGCUGGGCUCAGCGAUUGGGCACGUGAUGUCGGACCCAGCCACUCAGGCAACGGUGCUCAUGACGGUUGGGUACAGGGGCUGCUUGGGUGCUGCUGGCCCAGCGGUCAUGUUGGCCAGAGCGCGGGUCGAGCGAGGGAGUGAGCUCGGCAUCAUGCGUGGCAUCAUGUGGCUGGCCUAAGAUCAACCCUAGCCGCGUGCCGUAAGCGUAAAAAGUGUGUUUGCAGCUUGCCCGUGCUCAGAGCUUUUUGUAAAUUCUGCGGGGG
Molecule: messenger RNA, 2054 nt
Organism: Chlamydomonas reinhardtii
Lineage: Eukaryota; Viridiplantae; Chlorophyta; Chlorophyceae; Chlamydomonadales; Chlamydomonadaceae
Exons: 5
Coding region: 26-1174 (382 amino acids)
Molecular function (GO): iron ion binding; L-ascorbic acid binding; oxidoreductase activity, acting on paired donors, with incorporation or reduction of molecular oxygen
Source: RefSeq, a predicted model, not a curated record